ACUGAUAGAAGUAGUAUAUCAAGGUGUAAAAUGCUCAAAGAUAUCACUUGCAUCUUUACUAUACUGAUCUAUAGCUUGUAAAAUAGACGUAGGCCAGCAUAAAUACUAGGUUUUUGGGGGUUUCAUAUUACGAUUCUUUGCUGUGCAGCUCCUACAUAGUCCCAAAGAUGAAUCAUAGCCAUGUGGCGCAUAGCGUCAACAUUUUAUGAUAAUGAUCAUAUCAUCACCAACAUGGUCGUCAACCUCAAUUAAAUGUUAUUUUUACAUCCAACAAUCAAACCUUUUGAUCAUGAAAAGAAGGCCAUUUUCCCUUCGAAGAAUGGCAUUCUAAAAUCACUACACUUGGUCCAAAAUGGCAAAACCUUGGUAUAAGAAUUCAAAGCUCCCAACUUAACCCUUCGCUGACGUACUGACGAUUCUGUGCCGUGCGUUUUGCGAUGGGUGUGCGGUAGCUGGACGCUCCUGUUGAUUGACAACUUCCGAGAUCGACCCCGACGAAGAGACAAUCUUAUCGUCCAGAUCGACCAGUACUUUCCCAUAUCGCUCAACUACAAAAAGACAAAGACAUUGGACGAUAUCGCAAAAUGGGUGAUAAAAUUGUUCCACACCAUUGGUGACCGUUUCAGAUCGUUGGUGAAACCGUAGUGCUGUACCGGACAAAACACAGAAACGCGCAUUUGUGUACAGGAUGUCAUCCUUACUAGCUGCCUGGUGUAUCGUCGUUCCGUAUCUGUUAGUGUUGUUAAUAUUGUGCGCCUCCAAUGGAGAUACUUCUCCAGUGCUGCGACGAACGAAACCGUCGAAGAUGGGCAUGUUCUGGACGACGAUGCGGAACGCAUCCGCACCAUCAUCGUCAUCUUUUCUAUCGGCUGCAUCCAACAUGGUGUACCGUCCGCAACUGAUAAUCGAUCGAGCGUCGGUUAGUAAGGUGGCCGGUGGAACGAUUGCGAAAAACGAACAAUUCCCGCAUCUGGUUGCAAUCAUUCUUAUCUUUGCCGACGGUUCUGACACGCUGUGCGGUGGAUCUAUUCUCGCCGAUCGUUACAUUCUAACUGCCGCCCACUGUCUGUAUGGAAUGCACGAAGCGACAAUUAUUCCCGGUCAAACGGGGAUACAGAUUCCGUUCGCAGCUGAUACCGUUACCGUGACGGUUAAACCCUCCGAUACCAUCCUACAUCCGGGCUACGAUCCGGUUGAUAUACUCAACGAUAUUGCACUUAUCCGUCUGCCCAAACCACUUACCUUUUCAUCCCGCGUGCAACCGAUCCGUUUACCGUCCUGGACGAAUGCGUACACCGAUCUUACCGGAUAUGAUUCGAUAGUGUCCGGUUGGGGCGCUCAAUCGAACGAUGACUAUGCUGAGAUUGCGGACGAGAUGCGGCUCGAACUGCAUUAUGCUACCAAUACGAUUGUCCCGAAUGAAGUGUGCUACCGAGUGUAUGGGUCGAUCAUUCGCGAUCAACAGAUUUGUGUGGCGGGUGAAGGUGGUCGCAAUCCUUGCCAGGGUGACUCCGGUGGACCGCUGACGGUGAAGUUCGAUGGCCAUCGUCUGACGCAGGUCGGUAUCGUUUCGUACGGUUCGGUUCUUGGCUGCCAAAAUGGUGUACCAGGCGUGUAUACGCGCGUCUCGUCUUACGUCGAAUGGAUCGUUUACCAUACGGGAAUAGUUACGUAGAUGAGCUUCAGUUUAAAAAGAGAAUCCUGUCUGAUAUUGUGCUUAUUUAUCUUUUAAUAAGCAUGUAUAUCAAAUCGCACAGAUCGACAUCUGCGUUAAACAUAAUGUAUAAAAACUAUUCAUUUAAUCUUUCAAGUAAAUGUGAACAGUUUUUGCAUUGAAAUAAAUAAAAUGGAUAUAAAUGUUUACAA
This is a messenger RNA of Anopheles funestus (African malaria mosquito), 1866 nucleotides long. RefSeq names its product brachyurin-like. Gene Ontology annotation, biological process: proteolysis. The record is from RefSeq and is a predicted model, not a curated record. The transcript has a single exon. NCBI's taxonomy places the organism in Eukaryota, Metazoa, Arthropoda, Insecta, Diptera, Culicidae. Gene Ontology annotation, molecular function: serine-type endopeptidase activity. Bases 689 to 1675 code for a protein of 328 amino acids.